AUGUUAGCUACAAUUUUAAUUUGCCACUUUUUGCUAUUUACCGCGCAGCUUGCACACCAACAAGCAGUCGCAGCGCAGGAAGCACCUCUCAUAGAAAUUUCGCUUGGCAAGAUUCGUGGCAGUGUUCUGACCUCGCGUAAAGGACGUGAAAUCUACGCCUACCGCGGUAUAUAUUAUGCGGAAGCGCCGACCGGAUCGAGAAGAUUUGCGUCACCUGAACCGGUGCAACCAUGGAACGAUACUCUGGAUGCCCUAGCAGAUGGUCCUACAUGCCCACAACCUUUUGGAGAUCAGCAAAUGGACGAAAACUGUUUGUCCUUGAACGUUUUCACGACGAAUGAGACGACAUCAAAUCCAGUGAUCGUUUGGAUACACGGUGGUGCCAAUAGAGAAGGAAAUGCCAACAGUGAAUAUACCAGCGGGCCGCAUUACUUGCUCGAUGAGGAUAUAGUGCUGGUCACAGUUUUCUUCCGUGUGGGCGCAUUCGGAUUCUUAAGUACAGGUACCGUAGAUGCUCCUGGAAAUUACGGUUAUUUAGAUCAACUAUUGGCACUCAAGUGGGUGAACGAACAUAUUCAGAAUUUUGGUGGGGAUCCAAAAAGGGUCACACUCCUCGGUCAGAGUGCUGGAGGUUUUGCAGUAACUUUGCAUAUGGCAUCGCCGUUAUCGGCUGGUCUCUUCCACGGUGCAAUCGCAGUGAGUGGUAGUGCGACAAGUCACUACGCUAUAGACAAUGCUUAUUGGAGUCGAAAGCUGGCACAUGAGCUCGGGUGUCCCAAGUACGAGACCAAAUAUUUACUGAAUUGCUUGAGGCAGGUUAGUUGGGAAGAGAUAGUUAAUACGACGGUGAGGUGGGAGAACUAUGGAAUGGCAAAUGUAAAGUGGAACUAUGAAAUCGAUGGAAAAUUUCUCGUGGAGCACCCUAGUGAGGCGAUACGUGGUAACCGGUUCAAUCGUGUACCUAUCAUCACUGGCAUCACUCGAGAUGAAUUCGAUGUAAUGCCACAAGGUGAGCACGCUUCUCAGUUCAAACAAGAUUAUGAAAAUUAA
Messenger RNA from Rhagoletis pomonella (apple maggot), 1050 nucleotides. Its product is annotated as pyrethroid hydrolase Ces2e-like. The transcript has a single exon. The coding region runs from base 1 to 1050 and encodes 349 amino acids. Lineage: Eukaryota; Metazoa; Arthropoda; Insecta; Diptera; Tephritidae. The record is from RefSeq and is a predicted model, not a curated record.